GAGUCAAUUGACAAUAUUACACUUUUCAUAAUAAAAGAAAUAAGAAAUGAUGGCUAAGUAUUAAAACAUAAAAUAUUUCCUCAAUCUAAUGAGUUUUCUCGAAGAUGACCAUGAUUAGUUAUGGAUUGAAUAAUACUGGAACAAUUGUAACGACUAAAUCCUUGUUGAUGAGUAGCCCUAAAAGGGGAGUAUCUCUACUGUACAUGUACUUAAAGUCACAUGACCAAUAUAGAAACAGAUGCUCAAAAUGCAAGACCUUGAUGUAAAGUGAUGUAAUAUUGCAAUAUACCAUUUCAAGAUUUUGGGGGAAUGUUCAGUUGACUAAAAGAUGGCAGAAAAUGGUGUUGUAUCGAAUACAGAGUCAAUUACAGAGACAAUCAACAAUGAUCUAUUUACUUGCUUAGCUUGUAAAAAAGAUCUUGCAUCACCAUGCACUCUACCUUGUUUGCACACAUUUUGCGAUGCAUGCAUUAUAAAACCCACCAAUAAUGAUGUUGUCAAGGCAACAACUUGCCCAACAUGUGGUGAGAAAACAAAGCUCCAUGAAGAUACUCCAAAAACAUUGAGCAAUUUUGUGAGUGAGCUUCAAGAGUAUCAAAAAUCGAAUGCAAAGUUAGAGAAAUGUUGUAGCUUGUGUACAGAUGAGAAACCAGCUGAUUUUAAAUGUUUUGACUGUAUGGACUUCCUUUGUGGAGAGUGUGCGGAAAUGCAUGGUAAAAUCAAAGUUGCAAAGGACCACAAGGUACUGAACAUUGAUUCAUUGACAAGUAAUGAUGUAGGAGAAUUAUACCGUGCCCAACCUAAGCCUUGUAACAUCCACCAAGGGGAGUUCCUGAAAUUCUUCUGCAGGCCAUGCUCAAAGGUCAUAUGCCGAGAUUGCAAACUAAUUGAACAUGAGGGCCACAAAUGCGUCAAUAUAGCAGACCAAGCAGGACAAGACAAACAAUUGCUGAGUACAGCAAUGGAAAAUAUGAACCCAGUCAUACAAGGGAUAAAAACAAAUAUUUCCGAGUUGACCAAAAAUGAACAAGAACUGAGCGAUAGAUGUAAUAUUGUACGUGAUGAUAUGAAGACACGUCGUGAUAACCUACACAAGAUAAUAGACGAAUGUUAUGAAAAUAUGAAUGCUGAGAUGGUUACAAUGUAUAACACUAACCAGAAGAAAAUCGAUAGUUACAAAGAUGUGUUUGAGACAAUGUCAAAGUCACACUCAGCUACUUUUCAGUUUGUCCAGACAUUCCUUAAAUAUGGCAAAGAUGCUGAUAUCAUAGAUGAAAAAUCGAAUGUCACAGUCCGCCUGAAUGCGCUAAGAGAUGAGAAAACACCUGUUAUUCAAUUGGACAACUUUAAGGAAUGGGGAUUCAUCAAAGGGGACUCAAAUGAAACAGACCUCAAAGUGUUAUUUGGUCAAAUCAAAACACCUCCAAAGCAAGAUGACUCCAGCUCAAACUCUAAAGAGACCCAUAGUGGUUCAAAUAAAAGCGAAGGAUUGACUGAUGCUGAGCGUAAAUCAAGCACAGUAAGCACAGGCCUCGAUGGCACUGAGGGAAGGUUUAUCUCGUAUAUAGGGACAAUUUCCAGCACUGCAAGCAUUAUAAAGGGUCAACUUGUCUCCUGGUUCAACAGUAAAUCAUCUAAUGAUAGUGCCCGAGGGAACAUCAGUGGUAUUAGUAAAGCUCCCCUUGGUCUUUUAGCUGUAAUUGACCACAACAAUCGCAAAGUCAAAUUUUACGACAAUGGGAAACUGAAGUCUGAAUUCAGUGGCUCGGGAAAACAUCGUCUCCAAGGUCCAUGGGACGUUGUUGUGCUUAGCAAUACAAAUAUGGCUAUCAGUGAUCGUACAUCAAAGAGUAUCAAGAUUUUCAGCCCACAAGGGAAAUUUGUGACCUCGAUUGGGAAAUACCUAAAAGAACCAUGUGGAAUCACAGUCAAUUCGAAAGGUCAACUUCUAGUGGCAGAUUACGCCAACAAGUGUGUCUACAUCCACAAUGAAAAUGGCUCCGUCUUGCAUACUGUCCUCAACCUCAACAACAACUGGCCAAUCUAUAUUUGCGUUAACCAAAGUGACGACAUAAUUGUAUCUGACUUCAAAGCGCAUUGCAUCAAAGUUCUUAACUCACAUGGUCGUGUGAAGCACAUUUACGGAACCAUAGGCCCUGAUCAAGGUCUCCUGAAUGGUCCAUUGGGAGUGUGUACAGAUUCUCAUGGUCAUAUCAUCGUGGCAGACUACAACAAUCAUGCCGUGCAUCUACUAACUCCUGAUGCGAGAUUUAAGUGCUACCUUUUGACAAGGGAGGAUGGGAUAGAGAGUCCAAGGGCUGUGGCCAUAGAUGGCAAUGGACAUUUGGUAGUCACUGAGUUAUCUGGUAUGGUCAAAAUAUUCAAAUAUAUUGAGUAACUUUGGUCACUAGACAGUUGUUGUGCCUAAAGAUGAUAAUGGACACUGUUGGUGGCCAAUGAACUAUCUGGUAUGGUCAAAAUAUUCAAUGUUUGAGAAUCCAAACUGACCACCAUGUUA
Messenger RNA from Owenia fusiformis, 2518 nucleotides. Lineage: Eukaryota; Metazoa; Annelida; Polychaeta; Sabellida; Oweniidae. The record is from the annotation of a GenBank genome assembly.